Messenger RNA from Aspergillus ibericus CBS 121593, 1679 nucleotides. RefSeq names its product WD repeat RBAP46/RBAP48/MSI1 family protein. Gene Ontology annotation, biological process: regulation of gene expression. The coding region runs from base 165 to 1475 and encodes 436 amino acids. Gene Ontology annotation, molecular function: histone binding. Gene Ontology annotation, cellular component: cytoplasm; Rpd3L-Expanded complex; nucleus. The record is from RefSeq and is a predicted model, not a curated record. Lineage: Eukaryota; Fungi; Ascomycota; Eurotiomycetes; Eurotiales; Aspergillaceae. The transcript is spliced from 6 exons.
AGCUUCAUCCGCAGCUCAAAGCUCUGCUACCCUUCCAUUCUCAAUCCCCAGCCGGCUGUCACAACCGUCCCCUCAUACUUCGCUGUUAAUUCCGUUUCUAAGCGACUUGUUUUACUUGACCGUUAUCCGGAGUUUUAGCUUUUGAUCCGUACUUCCACACAAUCAUGGAGCCUUACGACGAUGGUUUCAUUGAGGAGCAAGAGGAACAGGAGGAGGAGCGCACUGAGGAGAAGGUUAUCAAUGAAGAAUAUAAAACAUGGAAGAAGAAUGCGCCAUUCCUCUAUGACAUGAUCCUCAGCACGGCAUUAGAGUGGCCUACCCUCACGACACAAUGGCUACCUGAUAAGCAAGAUGUCCCCGAUAAGCCCUACUCGACUCAUCGCCUGCUUAUUGGCACCCACACCUCGAGUGAUGCGCAAAACUACCUGCAAAUCGCUCAUGUACAACUUCCUAACCCGACUGCGCCAAACCCAGAUGAUUAUGAUGAAGAGCGUGGGGAGAUUGGGGGAUACGGCGGCAGCUCGAAGAAGGCGCCAAUGGAAAUCAAAUUUAACAUCGUCCAGAAAAUUGACCACAAGGGUGAAGUCAACAAGGCGCGAUACCAACCGCAGAACCCCAAUAUCAUUGCCACCAUGUGCACAGAUGGACGAGUGAUGAUCUGGGAUCGCUCGAAGCACCCGAGCUUGCCGACAGGCACCGUCAACCCUCAAAUGGAGCUUCUCGGUCACACACGCGAAGGAUUUGGUCUGAGCUGGAGUCCACACGCCGCCGGUCACCUUGCUACAGGUAGUGAGGAUAAGACCGUCCGUCUUUGGGAUUUGACGACAUAUACAAAGGGUAAUAAGGCACUCAAGCCUGUUCGGACUUACACACAUCAUUCUUCAAUUGUCAACGAUGUUCAAUAUCACCCUCUUCAUUCCUCGCUUAUUGGAACGGUGUCCGAUGAUAUCACCCUCCAAAUUAUCGACGUGCGAGAAGCCGAAACCACGCGUGCCGCUGCAUCAGCAGAAGGCCAGCACCGGGAUGCCAUCAAUGCCAUUGCUUUCAACCCCGCCGCGGAAACUGUUUUGGCGACCGGCUCAGCCGACAAGUCGAUUGGACUCUGGGACCUCCGUAACCUCAAGACCAAACUGCACGCGCUCGAAUGUCACAACGACUCCGUGACUUCGCUCUCUUGGCAUCCGUUUGAGGAGGCGGUGCUGGCUAGUGCCAGCUAUGACCGGAAGAUCAUGUUCUGGGAUCUUAGUCGGACUGGCGAGGAGCAGACUCCCGAGGAUGCCCAGGAUGGACCACCCGAGCUUCUGUUCAUGCAUGGCGGCCACACCAAUCGGAUUUCGGAUUUCAGCUGGAACCUGAAUGACCCGUGGGUUCUCUGCUCCGCGGCCGAAGACAACCUGCUGCAGGUGUGGAAGGUGGCGGAUGCGAUUGUUGGCAAGGACCUGGAGGAUGUGCCGACGGAGGAGUUGGAGCCAUGAGCUAUCGCUGCACCACGAGCGAGUCUGCACAACUGAUACCUAUCUGGGAUGGUCGUCUUACUUCAUGUACUCACUCUACCAGUUCACUACAAACACAGCAAGAAUAUGGGGAAAUAAUCACACGACGUUAAACUCUACUACGAGGUCUUGUUUCGGGAGUUUGGUGGCUGCUAUGUAGCAUUUGGAGCCUAGCUACGGAGUACU